This is a messenger RNA of Penicillium pulvis, 1614 nucleotides long. RefSeq names its product F-box domain protein. Lineage: Eukaryota; Fungi; Ascomycota; Eurotiomycetes; Eurotiales; Aspergillaceae. The coding region runs from base 1 to 1614 and encodes 537 amino acids. The transcript is spliced from 2 exons. Gene Ontology annotation, molecular function: protein binding. The record is from RefSeq and is a predicted model, not a curated record.
AUGGGCCUUUUCGACAAACUCAAGGCCAGUCCUCGGCGUAGUCGACGCAGUGUGACCCCUGCGACCGAGCCGCCAACGCCGCCCCACUCUACCGGUCGCGAUGCGACCAGGAAGCUUCCCCGCGCUGUGCUGGUCCGCAUCUUCAGCUUUGUUUGCCCCCACGCAUUGGACGACUCCUAUGAUACCUCGGAGGAUUCUAUGACAGAUGGCUGCAUGCUCUGUGACAUGCGAGACCUCGCAAACUGCACUACGGUCUGCAGGCGCUGGUUCUCCGAAGCACACGCGCUCUUAUAUACGAAUGUUCGGAUUGAUCCUGUGCAUUACUGCGAGCUCGAAGUUCAACUAGCUGCCAAACGAAAGCGCCGCUCCUUUUUCGACCGAAAUGGCGAUCCCAUCGAUGCCCCGCAGGUCCGCCUCGAAUUGUUUAUGCGCUCUGUCCGUGAAUCGCGACACCUGGGGAAGUUGACCUUGUCUCUCCGAAUGCCGUAUAUGACUCGCGAGGCCAACAAGGCCACCAUUGCCCGGACGAUUUCCGUACUUCCUCACCUUCGUUAUGUCGAUCUCCCGACUGGUCUGUUCAGUGACGAGGGCUCGUGUGUGACAUUGAAGCAAGAGUUGAUGGCCUCCUGCCCCGAUCUUCGGCGCAUGAGCUACAAACAUGGCGCAGAGGGGAGUUUUGCACGACUACCUGAAGCACCACGCUGGAUCAAUCUUGAAAAACUGGAGCUAUCGGGCUUGCAUAUAGAAGCUGGAAUCCUUCGAACCGGCUUGGCAGCAUUCUCAAAGCUCAAGGACUUAACAUUGGAUGAUCUUCCGUGGCUCGAUGACUCGGCAUUUGCAGUGAAUUCUACUUUGCCUCCCUUCCCCGCCCUCGAACAGCUCACCAUCCGGGAUACGCCACAACUAACAGCGGAUGGACUGGUCGCAUUCUUCUCAUCCGCAACUAAUCGCAUUGCACUACAAGGAUUGACACUCGCAUGCACUGGUGUACUUCCAUCAACCCUGUACCAAGUUCUACAGGCAGCUCCACAUCUCCGCAGCCUUUCUAUCAUCCAGGAAGUAUCCCGAUCUUUCCCCGCCGAGAAGAUCCCUCCGUUAGCAUCACGAUCACUCCAGCUCCUGCACUACGAGAUCACCUCACAGACAGAGACUCACGGGCUCCCUCCCGCUGCCAACUCCUAUUACACAUACUUGAUUUCCUGUCUCAUGUCGCGCUGUCUCCCAGCCCUCCGCGAUUUAUACGUCCGCGACGCCCAAUUCCCCGAUACCCUGCUAUUGGCUCCCCCGCCUCGACUAUUCGGCGGUGGCGAAAAUGGCCCUCAGAUGAUGGGCGGACUCUCGCAACCUUUGAAUGUAUACAGUAAAGGCCUUGAUGAGCUCGAAUGGAACUUCACGCCCUACGAACCGGAUUCCGCGCUCGGCAAUAGAGGUACCACAACGCGUCCGGUGAGUUUCCAGGAGGCUCAACUGAGUCGGUCCUGGGGUGGAGAUUCUCGGAAGAGUGUACUGGUUGGAAAUGGAUUUGGCGGAUUCCUAGCUGUGCCGGAAGAUGGCGAGCGACCAAUGAGUAGUAGUGGGUACAAGCGAUCAAGUCGGCAGGACUUGUGGCGGUGA